AUGGAGGAGCGCCAAGUUCGCGAUCCCCCGACAGAUACCCAUGCGUCGUCCUCCGCUCAACCCGCCGGAUUCCGUUCCAGUGUGAAACCCUUCGGUAGCGCAACAGAGUCGACAUUUGCGACAUCUAAUCUACGACGUGCGAACACAGUAGCACAAGGGGGAGGGAACAUCUCGAAGAACAAUUUGGAAUCAUCGGCGGUGGACAAGGAGAAACCCGCAGAGGUCUCGCAGCUGCGUACCAGGGACAGCCAUGAGCUUCUUCAGAAACCUUUGUCGCUCAAGCGGUCACUCACGCAGCGUGGUCCGCGGGAUGCGCUGGUGAAUGGCAGGGGAGGAUCGCAUUUCACCGUGGGUAGCGUCGGUCAGAACGGGAAAAUAUUUCUUAGGCCGAUUCGAAACCUGUCCAUAAAAGAACCUCGUGCGCAACAACAACAACCCCUCUCGUCCUCGACAGACCCGUCGCAAAGCGAGCGUCUACAUCCGAAUACUGCACAUAGCCAUGGCCAAGGUGCCAAUGAUCCUCGUUGGUCGAAUUCGCAGUUGUCCGAAUUGCAGCCGGACGUGACUCGAGAAGAGAACGUCGUUGAUGAUGGCGAGUCGGUCACCACGGAAUCAGCACGAUCUGAAUACCGUCAGCAGAACCGCCAACGGCCACAUUCCUUUUCUACAAUCUCGGAACAUCAGUCUACCUCGAGCAUUAGACCUCGUGGGGAAUAUCAGCGCAUCGUCAUUGACAGAUCGGAUGAUCGGCGGAGAAGCGACAUAGCAGAGGAGCCUUCUGCCUUCCCGACAUUGGAGGUUUCUAUCCCACAUUACCGAUUGGGGAUUCCACAGUUCAAUAAAACUGAAAGCCCAGCCCUGCAGAGCUCGCGUGGGUCGACCCAAGGCUACUUUCGCACAUCACCCCUUCUUGGCGAGAAUCUAAAUAGUCAUCCGUUGUCCAAUGUCUUGAGUGACUCCGUGAUACCAGAGAGGCCGUCCUUCGUUUCCUCCAUCCUGUCCGAUACUGGUGUAGAGCUGGGUCCAGAUCCUACGGCGACGGAAGUCCCUAUUUUCUACGAGAUGAAGGAGCCAAUCGAGCCUUCUGUCUUCGAAACCCUAGUUUCAGACAUGGACGACGAAUCAGUGGUUCGGUAUAUUCCUGGCACUAAGGAACUCAGCGCUGCAACCCCCGCGCGCAUCGUUGCGCAAAUCUCAUCAGAGUCUUUUAUGGACUAUGAGCUCGUCUCUGACUUUUUCCUCACCUAUCGUUCUUACCUUUCUCCUAGUCACCUCCUCCGCCUCCUACUUGCUCGACUACAGUGGGCAAUUAACCGCUGGCAAGAUGACGGACGGAUCAUCCGUAUCCGCACGUUUGCGGCGCUUCGCCAUUGGAUUUUGAACUAUUUCACCGAUGAUUUCGCCGAGGACUACGAGCUCCGGGUUUACUUUUGCGAUAUCAUAAACUUGCUGUAUAAUGAUGUUAAGUCUCGGGAAAAUGGUGGGACAAGUGACUUGAAGAUCCUCAUCGACCUCAAGCGUUGCUGGCAUGGCAAGUGCGCCAUGAUUUGGGAUGCGCCGGAACUGUCAUCAGCAUAUUAUCACCAGGAUAGCCCUGUCGUUCCAGGUGGUCUCAUUGAGACCAUAGACGGCGACCAGGGGGAACGCGCUCAGCACUUCGUGCAACCUGGGUUGCCAUUGAGCAUAGGUGACGACAGUGUCAACGUAGAUGCUGGUCAAGAACCCACUUUGGCCCAGCAUUAUCGAACCCAUUCCGGAGCCACGAACCAAAGCAUCCCGGUGACCGUCCAGAGCGAUGACCAUUGCCUUGCGGCAUCCUGCUCAUUCCCACCCAAAUCCCACAGACGUCCCUCGAACCCUCCUCCCAAGACGGCACCGCAUCCUGUGCCCCUGUCGCCAGCAAAGUACGCCCAUGUUCCUCCGCCACCCAAGUCGUCAACUGCGGCCUCUACAAAACGCCGCCCAUUUUAUACCCAUGCCCACAAGCGCAGUGGGAGCUUCUCUGAUUCGGUUCGAGAUGAUCGCGCUCCGUUACCAUUGCUCAAACUUGACCAGUGGGGCAUCAGUUCUCAAGAAAUUCUCGACCCUGCAAGCUUGAUUCGGGGAACCUUGUAUCCUCCCGCUGAAUCCUACAUGACCAUGAUGGCACCCCUCUCACCGCCACUUCCGUUGGGCUCUGUCCCUGGUUUGGAGCGUCAAAGCACGGCCGAUGGGACAUCCAAGCCAACAACUUCAGGCUCGGGCGUCAAGACCAUCAUUGGAUCAAUUCGCAGAGCAAUAAACGGGGCGAAACAUGGUAACCAGAAUAUCUCACGACAUACCCGGGGAUAUUCAGGGUCACCGUUUCGGGGGAAGACCUCUACCCUCCCGAAUAAUGUGGCUUUCGGAUCAGACUACUAUCGGGAUCGCAAGACGACCGCGCGGUCCAAGAAACCAACACGAAUAGACACCCUCUGCGAUGAAGUCUUGAGGCAGUACCGUCAAGUUAUUGCGGAUCGGGAAGAAACGAAACAAGAUCCGCCGCAACAAGAGGCCUCCAUGCCUCGUCUGCAGGUGCCCCCGUCGAGGAUUGGUUCGCAGGUCAGGUCACAAAGUGGGUUGACGAUGGGGAGUGAAUCGAUUGUCAUUGUGGAUGAUACGGGCUUGGACAUACCGAUGGUCUCGGGAGCGAAUGGAGAACCAAUUGUCGAUUUUGAGCGUUCCCCAGGUUUUCUGAAUGCGGGAAAUGGUACAGCAACUCCGAAGACGGACUCUUUGCGCGUCCCAUCUACUCGCGGGGAUGAUAAAUACUCUCUGCGAAUCUUCUACGACGACAGCGCUCCCGCGGGAUCAUCACACCAGCCCUCCAAGACAUUCUACAAUAAUUCCGAUUCAUCUGCCUCGCGAAGGUCGAUUUCCAUUGGACACGCAUUGCCAUUCCGCAAGAGGACAUCGCCCUCGCUCCGCCUCCGGAAGUACGCGUCCUUCCAAAGUAUCAUCUCGAGGCGUCGUCCGGCCACGAGUGCCAACGGGGAGCCAGUGCCACUCGUCGCCGACUUGAACGUUCUCCAGGAUGAACCGGAGACACCUACGGGACCAAUUCUACGUAGACGCCCUGGUGGUGAUUUGCGCAAGAUGCAGAAUGGCAAAAACCGAUUGUCUUACCUAAGGUCAAGAUCAACUAUUUCCGUUGCUGAGAGCGAACUCACUGCUUCUACUAGAGACGUGCAAUCGAGACGGCAGACUAGUCUUAUUCCGCCUAAUCCGCGGUACUCUCUUAUCCAGACGAACUCGAGCCAGGACGUAAGGCGUUCGUUUGAGGCUGCUAUUGCCAAAUUUGCGCAGAUUCCUGAUGAUGAUGAUGGAGGUGUGGAGUCAACGUUGCUUAAGUUGGAGGGCAAGUGGGAUGGCCCCGAGACUCCGAGAGCUGACGGGGAGGGAUCCUCGUCUGCGCCUCAUCACCGCAAUAUGCCUGUCGUGCUACGGCAGAACUGCAAUGAUGAUGGAUUCCAGAGACGGCCUACUUUUCUCGGUGAUCCAUUGACGUAUUCGCAGGUUCGGGAAAGGAUGCGGCCUGUGCGCCCUUAUUCGGACUCUGUUGCAGAAUCGGAAGAGUCGUUCUCCUCUAUACCCUUGCUCGAGCGUGGACUGAGCGAUGAAUCGAUGAAGAAGCCUCCCGCGCUGAGUCGCGUCGCUACCAACCCCGCGGCGACACCACGUGCCAGCCGUACUGAUACCUCUGACUGGGACUCAUCGCGGCCGUCGACGCAUGUCAUUAACAAGACGGAAAGUAUCAGCCGUAUUCCUCGAGGCUCGACAGUGCCUGUGCCUAGACCUCUUGCGCCGCGGGAUCGGACUCGUCUUUCUGAAUUGUCCCUUGAUGUCAUUGAUCGCCGUGAGAUAUUGGAUGGACGUCCCUCAACAGAUUCCGCUAGACUGAGUAGGUCGUCGUAUAGGAUACCACCUCAUCCUCUUGCUCAACCUCCGUCUCCUCCGAUGACUAUUCAGAACCCGCGCUCUAUCACCUCUUGCGCUACGCCGUUGAACCCUGUCAUUGUCCAGGCUCAGCCGCUUACACCCGAUCCAUCUCCAAGCCGCAGGAAUGCACAACCGGACCCUUCUCGUUUCAUCGACAUGCAGCAGGACGUGCUUUCGAGAUCCGAGAAUGGCCAGCAGCAACCAAGCCCUGUUGCUGCGCCUGACGUGGACCACGUGCCUUUCAUCCUCGCUUGUGAGUCGCAGCUCCUCGCCCAGCAGUUAACACUGGUGGAGAUGGCAGCCCUGAGCGAGAUCGACUGGCGCGACCUGGUCGAAAUGCGCUGGAGCAGCGGCUCCCCGACAACCCUGAGCUGGGUUCAAUUCCUCACUUCUGAAGACCACCGUGGCAUCGACCUGGUGGUAGGCCGUUUCAAUCUGAUGGUUAAAUGGGUACUUUCGGAAAUUGUCCUAACACAGGAUAUCCAUGAGCGCGUUCAAACGAUCAGCAAGUUCAUUCAUGUUGCGGUGCACGCGAAGCGGAUGUGCAAUUACGCCACUAUGCUUCAGAUCGCUAUCGCGCUCUCGUCAAUUAACUGUGCCCGAUUGGAAAAGACCUGGUCACUUGUCUCGCCUGAGGACAAGCGAUUAUUGAAAGAUAUGGAGGCGCUCAUCCAGCCUGUUCGCAACUUCCACGAUCUUCGUGUUGAGAUGGAGACUGCGAAUCUGCAGGAGGGCUGCAUUCCUUUCGUUGGUCUCUAUAUCCACGACCUUAAUUACAACUCGCAGAAGCCGGCGCAGGUUACUACGCAGGCUGGGGAGCCAUUGAUUAACUUUGAGAGACAUCGCACAACCGCGAGGAUUGUGAAGAAUCUGCUGCGGUUGAUUGAUGCGAGUACGAAAUAUGCAUUUGAGCCUGUACAAGGGGUUAUUGAACGGUGUCUUUGGAUUGCAUCGUUGGAUGAGGAGGGAAUCCAGACGCGGAGUCGGGAUCUUGAUUGA
Messenger RNA from Aspergillus chevalieri, 4956 nucleotides. It is a transcript of the gene LTE1, whose product is annotated as mitotic regulator LTE1. Lineage: Eukaryota; Fungi; Ascomycota; Eurotiomycetes; Eurotiales; Aspergillaceae. The record is from RefSeq and is a predicted model, not a curated record. Gene Ontology annotation, molecular function: guanyl-nucleotide exchange factor activity. Bases 1 to 4956 code for a protein of 1651 amino acids. Gene Ontology annotation, biological process: Ras protein signal transduction; positive regulation of GTPase activity. The transcript is spliced from 2 exons. Gene Ontology annotation, cellular component: plasma membrane.